Molecule: messenger RNA, 2019 nt
Organism: Amorphotheca resinae ATCC 22711
Lineage: Eukaryota; Fungi; Ascomycota; Leotiomycetes; Helotiales; Amorphothecaceae
Exons: 2
Coding region: 1-2019 (672 amino acids)
Biological process (GO): regulation of transcription by RNA polymerase II
Cellular component (GO): nucleus; RSC-type complex
Molecular function (GO): DNA binding; DNA-binding transcription factor activity, RNA polymerase II-specific
Source: RefSeq, a predicted model, not a curated record
AUGGAGUACCUCGAGCAACCCAGCUACCACCACUUCCAACACCGUCACCACGACCCAAUGGCCCAGGGCAUCCCAGCCUUCCUGGACGCGCAGCAGAGCCUGCACACGUAUGCCGCACUAGCUCGCCAGCAGUCGACCGCAAUGAUGGGCAUACCUAAUGUACCGAAAGCCCCCGAAACGAAGCCUCGAUUGGGGAAGGAAGAAGUAGAGGUCUUGGAACGCGAAUUCAAGAAGAACCCCAAACCAACCACCCAGACGAAGCGUCAGUUUGCGGAGGAUAUGGGCGUCGACCUGGCAAGAAUCAACAACUGGUUCCAGAACCGCCGUGCUAAACGGAAGCAAGAGAAGAAACAAGAAGCCUACGAGGCGGGCCAGAAGCAGGAGGCAAUGGGCUACUCGGAAACCUCGUCUCCCGACAAUUACUUGAAUACCCCUGCAUACAUGAACGAUUCACACGUUCUGUCGUCUAUGCAGCAACCGUCCGGGCCCUACUCACUGAUGGGCAGCGGCCCCCCUCCAGCCGUCGCUCCGUACAACCCUCAGUACUCGGAUCCCACAACGGCAACUAUCGAAUCUCUUCAUCGCACCAUGGCCGUCGCGCAGGCCGCUUCGCAACAGCAAGAUUUCCAUAGGGGCUUUUCAGAACAGCAGGAGACAUUGGCAACGUUCGAUGACUCUCUCCUCCAGAACUCAUCUUCCAUGGGAGAUCGUGCCCAGUUCCCAUCAGUUGGAACCUUUGAUAACUCUCACUACCCAUACGAUAGCUUCUCGAGCAACCUCUACAGUGCCUCUAGCCAGUCUCUGCCUGAGCACCACUCCUCACCGACAACGGAAAACGCUCCGACUCCCUUCCUUGGAUACUCAACUUCCCCUUCGGGAGCAGAUGUACAUGGGCCCCAACCACAGGCCACCUUCCCCUCACAAGCGUCGUCUGGCCAAUCUCAAGAUGGUGCUCCUGCACAGCAGAAUGACAGCGGUGCGAGUCAAAGCCCCGAGGAUAGCAGUUCGACAAUGUUACCGAUAGGGUUUAAAUACGAGAUCGCCGAGUCCGAAGAAUCUUCCGAGUUGCCCCCAGCAUCUUCGGCCUCUUUCAAGUCUCCACCUCCUACAGAUAUUGCUUCGCGCCGCAAGAAGGUUCACGUAAAACCAGCUGCAUUGAUCGCAGACCCAAUGAUGCGGCGUCCCUCGGCGGGCCCAAGGACCGUUUCUCAGGCCGAAGGGUUUCGCCGACGAUCUGACACUCCUCUUACCUCACCCAUGCGUCGCAUCGUCUCCGCUGGGGGAAACAGAAGUAUCAUCUCUGGUCGGGUUAGCAAAUCCGGCGUCGAGUCGGCUCAACGCUCACCCAUCAACUUGGGUGGCUUCGCCGAUGUUUCAUCGUUUCUUGAACACAACUACCACAACCUGCGGCAACCAUCCCUGUGCAGGUCAUCACUCAGUAGCAGUAGCCUAGCACCGCCCACGCCAAUGUCUCCCCGAGGAGGUGAAAUGACACUGGCACACAGGGAAGGCCCACGGUCGACUGCUUCUCCUGUUGACGGGGGCAUGAACUUUGUCUUUAAUGCCGGUGUCCCGGGCUGCUUUACCACUAUGGAUGGUGACCAAAACUUGUCACCUCCUGAAACCCCCCAAGAUCAGAUAUCUCUCCAACCCUUGUCGACUGGCUGGGCUAGCGGGGUUGAAUUCCAGGACAAGCAGUGGCAAUUCGAAGUUCCAGAUGAGCCCUUAUAUACACCAGCACAGGAAAAUUUCCCCCUCGAUUUGCAGAUGCCACAACCAUCAUACCUCUCGAAUGCGAGCCAACCGGUCACUCCUGCUUUCGGUCAUUUCAACCCGAAUUUCUCCUUUGGACAAGAGUCACCGCAAUACAAGCACGAUUCACCCCAAUACACGGUGUCCAGUCAUUCCGAGUACUCGUUUCCCGACGCCCAGUAUGGGAUGGGAAACACAUCGCCAAUGACGAAGCACAAGACCUUUCAAUUCUCGAAUACAACUGCCGCAGACUUUUCGGAGAAAUAA